AUGAUUCACACACUAGAACAACAGCAACCAUUGUGGACUCCGGGAACAGUUCAUGGUUAUCACGCAGUUACCUAUGGCUGGCUAGCUGGUGAACUUGUUCGUCGUACUGAUCCAAAGAAAAGAUCUCUGGGGCAAUUUAUUAAAGAUGAAAUUGCGAGUCGAACACAGAUCGAAUUCUACAUUGGUCUACCCCCCGAAAUACAAUAUCGCGUAUCGCCAGUUGUUCCCUAUCCAGAUGUCAAGAAAAUACUGAACGAAACGAUGCUAACUUUAUUCACUGUAUGGAACGAUCCUGGCAUUCAUCAAGCAGAAAUACCGGCUGCAAUUGGGAUAACAAAUGCUUGGUCGAUUGCACGACUCUACGCAUCAUUGAUUGGUGAUUUGGAUGACGGACCAGAACAACGAUUGUUAACCGACGAAAUACUGAAACGCGCAACCAUGUCAAACACACCCUUAAACGAGAUGGAUCUUGUACUACAGUAUCACUCGUCAUUUGGGAUGGGUUUCCAUCAAUUUGAUCAGGCUCUGCCAGCUUUUGCACCAGGGACAUUUGGUCAUCACGGAGCUGGUGGAAGCAUUGGUUUUGCGGCGCCAUCCAAGAACCUUUCUUUCAGCUAUGUUAUGAAUCAAAUUCAAACGGACACAAUAAUAAUCAUUGAUCCUCGUAUAAAACCUAUACUAACUCAGAUUGCAGCAAAGAUUAAUGCUAAGUUAUAAUGACAGCGUUCUUGUGCUUGAAAAUAAUGUAAAAUAGACAUAACGUAAUCUUUUCAAUACAGGAGAGACAUUUUUGCCAAAAGUAUUAAGCUAUUUGUUUUUUUUACUCUAGUUUUAUUGAACUGUUAAUCACAUAUACUGAACCGUAAUGCCUAGCAUACCGCCUUGCGACAGGUAAAAUAUUACGUAUUCCGAUUAACGUCAUCUAAUUGUAUUAUCAGAAACAUUGUUUAAAUUUGGUUUGUUUAGAAAAUGCCUUUGAUCUGUUACAGAAUCACAAGAGUGAUAAUACAUAUUCAGAAAAAAAUAAAAAUCAAGUUAAUUAUUUAUGUU
Molecule: messenger RNA, 1050 nt
Organism: Didymodactylos carnosus
Lineage: Eukaryota; Metazoa; Rotifera; Eurotatoria; Philodinida; Philodinidae
Source: the annotation of a GenBank genome assembly